CUCUUCGACGAACGCCUCGUUUUGUUCGCAAACUUCAGGAAGACAGAUGAAGGUCUUGAAAUACGUAUUAUAGGUAUAGGCUUGAAGUUCGGGCUCUUGUGCGACCCGAGGGUGGCCUCAUAAGACCAGCCCCACAAGCUGAUAACGGUAUUUAAUUCCCUAUUGUAAACUCAGCCUUACAGCUAAGCUUUCUAGUUGGCACUUUUCUUAUCAUUCAUUUCGUAGCCUUCCCAAGCCGCCUGUUUAACUUUGUCUCAUAUCUUUCUUUCUUUAUUUUUUAUUUUUUAAUUUUUUUUAUUCUUAAAACAUAUUAGAACACCAGUAAUUGGAUGCGACACUAUGAACCAGAUACGCGCUAUCCAGGCGCUUAACAAACGCGAGAUUGAAAAUGGGGUACCGCCGGAAGCUUCCUGGCACACCGAUUACCGCGACACCGCCUUCGUCAACUUCGGCGGCCUACCGUACGAGCUGUCCGAGGGCGAUAUCAUCACGAUAUUCUCGCAGUACGGCGAGCCCGUGUUCCUGAAGCUCGCGCGGGACAAGGAGACGGGCAAGAGCAAAGGGUUUGGCUGGCUUAAGUACGAGGACCAGCGCAGUACGGACCUGGCUGUGGAUAAUCUAGGGGGCGCCGAGAUCAACGGCCGUCUGAUCAGGGUCGACCACGCUCGAUACAAGCCCCGCGACGACGAGGACCCCGAAGAGUUCAAGGUCGGCUGGGAAGACAUUAUGCGACGCGAGAAGGCUGCUAAGGGCGAGGAUGUAGACAUGGAAGACGUUAGCGAGGAGGAGGAGGAAGAAGAGGAGAGACGCCCUAUGCUCAAGGAAGAGAUAGAGCUGGCGAAGCUUAUCGAAGAGCACGACGAGGACGACCCUAUGAAAGGCUUCUUGAUUGAGGAAAAGAAGAAAGAAGUUGAAUUGGCACUAAGAAAGGAGAGCGGACGCAAGGAGAAAAGGGAUAGGAAAGAUAAGCAUCGACAUCAUCACCAUCAUCACCAUUCACAUAGAUCCAGAAGAGACGAUAGAGAAGAGGAGGAACGCGAUCGUCACAGGAAGUCCAGACGGGAUGAAACGCCAGUCGGAAGAGGUAGCCGUGAGCGAGACGAGACACCGCCAAGACGAAGGAAUGAUUCUAGAAAUCGUGAGCGGAGACGGGACGACGACCGCGAUCGACGCCGAGAUAAGGAGCGGAGAGACCGAGAUGAUAAAGACAGGCAUGAGAAGCGUUCUCACCGCUACGAUGAUGAGGAUAGGGACAAGGACCGAGAACGUAAAAGUAGACGAAGUAGAAGCAGAUCUCCGCGCUCGUAUAGGGAUUGACCAAACUGUCUAAUCGCUUAAUAAAGAUACCCCCGAAAAAUCAACGCUAGGUAGUUUGAUAACGCCGGGCCCGUGAUUCCAUAUACUCGACGCCGUUUCCCCAUGACCAUUCCAAAUCAGUGCCUCCUCAAUGGAUCCCCUAGAUAAAUACCUAGCUUAUGCUGUGGACUAUGCUCGUAAUAAUCCUCAAGCUCGUCCUAAUUCCCUAGGUAUCUCUUCCAGCCUUCCCUGACAACUAUAUAUUGGCCGUUUUCACCCUCCCUGAGAACAAACUUCUCCCAGCGCGCAUCUUGCCCGGCGCCAACGACAAUUAGAGUGGUUUCAUCUACCCAGCCGAUCACACCUUUCACUGGCCUAUUAGUGCCCAGCACGGUCUCUCCUGUCAC
This is a messenger RNA of Daldinia caldariorum, 1703 nucleotides long. RefSeq lists its product as uncharacterized. The transcript has 4 exons. Gene Ontology annotation, cellular component: catalytic step 2 spliceosome; U2 snRNP; precatalytic spliceosome. Bases 340 to 1317 code for a protein of 325 amino acids. Gene Ontology annotation, biological process: mRNA splicing, via spliceosome. The record is from RefSeq and is a predicted model, not a curated record. NCBI's taxonomy places the organism in Eukaryota, Fungi, Ascomycota, Sordariomycetes, Xylariales, Hypoxylaceae. Gene Ontology annotation, molecular function: RNA binding.